Triticum aestivum (bread wheat) is the source of this 1053-nucleotide messenger RNA. Its product is annotated as branchpoint-bridging protein-like. Lineage: Eukaryota; Viridiplantae; Streptophyta; Magnoliopsida; Poales; Poaceae. The transcript has 2 exons. The record is from RefSeq and is a predicted model, not a curated record. The coding region runs from base 1 to 783 and encodes 260 amino acids.
AUGAUACGUUACGAGACCGACGCCCUCGCCGACAUCGACCACGCCGUCACCGAGACUGGCCUCUCCACCCAAUUCCUACAUAGCCUCGACAAGCGCCUCGAGACCAUUCGUGUCGUCCUCGGCGACCAAGGGCUCCCCUUCGACACGGUCCUCUCCCGGGUCAUCCUGGCGGAGGAAUCACAGGCGCAACGCGCCGCCAAGAAGAGUGCCUCCUUCCCCGGUGGUGACCGUGGCCAAGGCGGCAGCUCCGGCACAGGCGCUCGCGGCUCUGGUGACCGCGGCCACAGCAGUGGCUCCUCCGACCGCGCCCCGGCUCCUCCUCAUCAACACCAGCAGCCCUCUGGCCGUGGUCGUGGUGACCGCUUCGCUGAGGGUGAUCGCGGUCGUGGCCGUGGCCGCGGGCGCGGUGACUACGCUGGGCAUGGCUCGCCCUCCCAGCCCCUGCAGUCGCCGUUCACCGGCUACUUUGCGCCAUACGACAUGGCGUUACCCUCCCCGCGUGCCGGUUGGGUGCCCCCCAAUGCUGCUGGCGUGCUUGGCCCGUGCCCCGGUGCGCAUGCCCAGGCGUACCCCAUGUACCAGCCUCCGUCGCCGCCGUCGACGCCAUACUACCCUCCCGCGCCACCGUCCUGGGAGCACUUGGCCAUGAUCCACGCCGCCUACAGCAACUCCGGCAUCCCCAACCAGCCUGCUCCCGAGUGGUACUUGGACAGUGGAGCCUCUUCGCACGUGACCGGCACCCAAGGAUCUUCGCACUCGGAAAGUUCUCAUGAUCUCCGCUAGCACCGGCGACCUCUACCCAUUCUAUGGCAAUAAUCCAACCAGGGUGUCCGCACUCCUCACCACCACCUCGGACUUAUGGCAUCGUCGUCUCGGGCAUCCCGACGCUCACACUCUAUCCACUAUUUUCUCGUGAUUUUCUUAGUGAUUGUAAUAAGGCUCCUCAUGUACCAUGUAGUGCUUGCCAACUAGGGCGUCAGCCACGCCUUCCUUUUUCAUCCUCUCAUAGCAAAACAUAUGCUCCCUUUGAUUUAAUCCAUUGUGAUUUGUGGA